UACAGCCAGCAAGAAGACAGCAGAGGUUUUAUCUCAAGAAUAUUUUAUGCUGAACAGCCAGGACACUAAGCCAGAAACAGGUGGAUAAAGAUCUCGUCAAAUUGAAGAUUCAAGCAAUAGAAAAUAACUGCCAAUUAAAAGAAAUUUUCUGGAAACCUUUCAUCCCAUGCAUGCAAGUACUGGGAACAAAACGCAGUUCAUAGAGCACUUUGUGACUGCCUGUUCAAUAAAACAAAAAAUAAAUCAACUGCACAUCAAAAGAAGACUUUCUAAAACAGAGAUUUAAUCAACUAACUAGAAGAGUUACCCAUCUUGGCAAAUUACACUUGCCAUCAUGUCAAUGGGACUUGAGAUCUUGGGCGUGGCCCUGUCUGUUAUUGGAUGGCUGGGAGCCGUUGUCUGUUGUGCUCUACCAAUGUGGAGAGUAACUGCUUUUAUCGGUACCAGCAUUGUGGUGGCCCAAAUAAUCUGGGAAGGUCUAUGGAUGAACUGUGUCGUGCAAAGCACUGGACAGAUGCAAUGCAAAGUCUAUGACUCCCUACUUGCCCUCCCCCAGGAUCUGCAGGCAGCCCGAGCAUUGAUAGUUAUUUCUAUUGUCAUAGCUGUGCUAGGAGUCCUUAUCUCUAUAAUUGGAGCCAAAUGCACCAAUUGCAUUGAGGAUGAGUCUUCCAAGGCCAAAAUUAUGAUUGUUUCUGGUGUAAUUUUCAUUCUUUCAGGUCUAAUGACACUAAUACCGGUAUCUUGGUCAGCUAACACCAUCAUACGAGACUUCUACAAUCCCCUAGUUGUAGAUUCUCAAAAGAGAGAGCUGGGGGCAUCCAUGUACAUUGGUUGGGCAGCUUCAGCCCUGCUUAUGUUAGGGGGUGCUAUGUUGUGCUGUUCAUGCCCCCCAAAGCAAGAGAAAUACCCAGCUUCAAGGGUGGCUUAUUCAGCUGCAAGGUCUACCAACCCUGGAUAUGACCGAAAAGACUAUGUGUGAUGGAAAAAUAGGAGACUCUAAACCUGAAAGUUUCUAGUAUGAUACACUUCAUGCAAGCUGGAGGGUGAUUGUAACUGGAGUCUACCAUCAAAAAUACAUCCUAUCCCAGAGACUAACAUUUGCAACUAACAUUUUUUUUAUAUGUUAACGUUAAAAUGUAUAUAUAUAUAUAUAUAUAUAAAUGUUAGAGAGCAUUGGUCCUGUUAUCUGUACAGCUGUUUUUUUAUUCUGUGUACGUAAAUAUAAAGACGGACAAGGACGGACAUGUUCCAUUGUCGUGGCAGUGCUAGAAUAUUCUUGAUUUGGGAGGGGUGAGUGCAGUCACAGUUGAGAUGGCUUAAGUAAAUUAACCCCUUUCAUACUGAUUUGCUGGAUGAAACCUUUGGCAAUCUUUACAAGGUAACACUAUGUAUGUAAAUGUAGAUUGGUAUACUGUUGCAUGAGCCCCCUGCAAUAUGCUUGCACUACUUUUUCAGUUAAUUGGUUAACAUCAGGUGAUGGGAAUCACUGUAUCCUUAAUAUUAAAGUUUAUGUGUUUCAAAUUUGAAGAGUAUUUAUCAAAUUUUAAAAACAGGUGUUCACUCUACUUUCUUUUUUAUUCCUAGAAGCAUAAUUAGCAAAUUUGUCAAAGUUUCUAUAAAGUUCAGAAUAUUUAAAAUAUUAAUAAAAUAGAAAGUGAAGUAGUUUCUCCUUUAA
Bombina bombina (fire-bellied toad) is the source of this 1675-nucleotide messenger RNA. Its product is annotated as claudin-3. Gene Ontology annotation, cellular component: bicellular tight junction; plasma membrane. Gene Ontology annotation, molecular function: structural molecule activity. NCBI's taxonomy places the organism in Eukaryota, Metazoa, Chordata, Amphibia, Anura, Bombinatoridae. The coding region runs from base 335 to 979 and encodes 214 amino acids. The record is from RefSeq and is a predicted model, not a curated record. The transcript has a single exon. Gene Ontology annotation, biological process: bicellular tight junction assembly; cell adhesion.